UUAUGUAUACUGUAAUUGAUACACCUUUUUUAUUCUGAAUAGUGACAGACAGAUAAAAUGUAUGGCAACUGGCGUUCAUGCUUAUGCCUUCCGGGAUGGUCUUGAAAACAUGAAGGGUCGUGGACAGGUGAUUGUGGUCCUUAAGAUGUGAAAGGUCUGGAAAUUUUUGAGUAAGUGUAGUUUAUGAGUAUGUGAUCUCUGCAAAAUUUUUGAGUAAGUGAUAGUUGAGUAAAACAUUUACUAAACUCAUUUACACAGGUUAUUUUGGUCCUCCUGAUAUAUGGCUUGAGACCGAUGGUGGAUUAUCUGACUUCAGGUUCAAUCCGCGUUUACCAGAGGUUGAGGAGUUCACGCAGUCUCUACUACGCAGUGACCCUUAUGUUCAGCGAUAUGGAGCUGUAGGUCUUUUGUAAAUCUUGUUGUUCUCAAUGUUCUCCAUCUUCGUACUUGUCUUAAACUUGGUGAAACUUUGUUUAAAUGUUGGUGAAACUAUGUCAAAUGUUAGUGAAACAUCGUGGUUUUACCUUUUUCAAUUUUCCAACUUGGAAAAAAAAAAGAUGAACUACAAGUUUGUGCUCAUAUAAACUGGUAAAAAUUUGUGUUUUCACUUAAUCAAUUGUCCAACUUUGUAAAACUUAGAAAAAGUUGAAAUUCGUUUUCGUAUAAAUAGGCCAGACUUUGUGUUACUUUCACUUUCUCAAUUGUAUAACAUCGUAAAAAUUAUAGAAACUUUUUCGAUAUAUCAAACUACAUAGUUAUUUAACUUCGCAUAACUUAGGAGAAACUUACAAAAAAACUUAGAAAAAAACAAAAAGUAGCUCGAAGUCUCUUAGGAAUUACUUCUUGUACAUCAUAAUUCCUAGAACUAAAACGACAGCAAGAAUAACACAACCUCCUGAUAUCUUUAUCUUGGGCUCCAUUAUUUUGGGACCUUCACUGAGUUCACUUUCACUCCUUAUUGUUGCUUUGAGAAAUUGAACUUCUUCUUCUAGCAUUCGAACUUGGUUGUCCAACUGUUGUAUCUCAUCAGUGAAAGCUUUAUCAACCCAUUUGAAGACAUGAUUGUCGUUCUCAAGCUAUAAUGGAUUAAACGUACCAUUAAAAGAAGAACGAGUAAGCCUUCAAUAACAAAAGCUAAACGGUUGUACCCUUAGUGACGCCGCAUAGAUACACCGAUAAUACCGGCGAUAUGGGUUUUGAUUGGUUUUGGAGGUGAUGCCCACCCCGCACCAACACUUACUAGGUAUUCCUGGAGUUCGUGCUCGUCUCCGACCACCGGUCGUGGAAGAUGAAGCGGACAUCUCCACUAUUUCUCUCUUGGGGUUGGGGGGAGUUCGAAUGGGAGAGAGAUAAAUUAGAGAAGAGAGACAAAGGAGAAGAUAGUGAAUGGGAAAAAACAAAAAAAGGUGUUUAAUACUUCGAUUAAACGAUUUUGGGGUUUUAUCAAACUGGGAAGAGGGAAAUUCAAAAUUCGAAAAGCUGGACGGGAAAUUUUAGCCAAGGAUUUUCGUGGUCGAAGUUUCACCAAGUUUUUAGUUUUACAGAAAACAUCAAAGUUGUACUUUUUAAUUAUUUCCAUUUAUAUUAGUCAUACUCUACUUGAAUAACUGAUUUUAUAGUUAUACCAAUUAUAUUAUGUUUCAUUGGUUUCUUUCUCAUACGAUCAUGUACACAUAAACUUGAUUUCCUACCAGUAGCAAAUUUUAAAAUGUAACGAGGUGAGUAUUAACGAAAAAGCGAUGAAAACUCAAUAUAUUUCCUAAAUGAUUGCUAACAAGCAAUGAAAUGAAAUUUUAUAAUUCUGAUUAAAUCAUAAUUUUAAUAAUAAAUCACCAUCUCAUCUUAUUACUUCCAUGACUUAUUAACAAAUUUAGAAUUUACAAUCAUAUUACUCAGUUUGCCUAUCGUAGUUAUACCAGUAAAGUUUAAAUUGACUAGUAACAACAUAAAUCCGAAACAUAAAUAAUGUGCCAAAGGGGUUGAUUGGUAAGAGUUGUGAUUUUAAUUUUUGGCUGUAGAAAUAUUGCUGUGAUCUUUUUUGCUUUGGUUUUAGAUUUUUAAUUUUUAAAAACCUUUAAAUUUGGGAUUUGGUAUUUGUUUCUGCGUAACAAUUAUAAAGAUAUAAUUUAAAAAAGUACCGUGGAUUUAAAAAAAAAAGAUGUGAGCUUUAUAAGAAAAUACAAAUCAAGAUUGAUGUAUAUCUACGAUUGUAGGUAUAAUUGUGGAUGUAGAGAGCAUCUGCAACAAUAUUCAGUCACACCAAAAAAAAAGGAAGAAUUUGACUGAAUAUCAAAAAUUAAUAUUGGUCCAGAAAAACAUUUGACUUUGAACAUACAAGCUAAUUUCCGGUCAACAUAUAAAUUUGUUUCAUAUUUACAUAUAUGCAAAUAAACUCUUAAUUACAACUGAAGUCAAACCCCGCUUUACUUUCCAAUCAAAUUUUCUAAUAUAUACGUAAUGCUUUAGAAAGCAAUCUUCAAAAUCUCUCAAGUCUCUCAAGCAAAACAAAAAAAACCCCUAAUUCUAUAAUUUAGACGAGACUCCAUUACCCUAAACAUGUCAUAUGGUUCGUGGUUUUUAGACGAGACUCCAUUACCAAAACUAGGCUUUCUCGGCCAAGGCAACAAUGGCUAUGUCACCCUGGUCCGAAACGGUGAUGGACUACUCAUGGCUAAGAAAACAUCUUUCGUCAAAUACUCAGAGGAUCUCGAGAAAGAAGUAAGGAUCAUGGAUCGCUUCUUUUCAAUCAAUUUCAACACCGUGAGAGCCACGAGCCCUGCUGUCUCCUACGAAACCAUGCCAUUGAACGUGAAAGUCUGUUCCAUUCACAUGGAAGUCGCACCGCAUGGUUCACUCAAAGACAUGCUGACCAAAGCCGGUGGGACAUUACCCGAGAACGUCAUCGGUUAUUGCAUUUUCCAGGUUCUUGAAGGGCUCAGGGAUCUUCACCAACACGGUUAUGUCCAUUGUGAUCUCAAGCCAGAGAACAUACUCAUCUUCCCGAGCUAUGCUCAUGAAGAUCUUUGCGAGCUCAAACUUGGUGACUUCGGUUCGGCUAAGGAACCCAAUGGACCUGAUCCAGUGAAUGGGUCUUUGUUUGAGGACAAUCCGGAGUAUUUGGCUCCUGAGGCAGUCGGGCCACGUGGAGUGAUCUCGUCGGCGGUUGAUAUCUGGUCCUUAGGUACCAUGGUGAUGGAAAUGAUGGGGGUUACUUUAAGAGGAAGGAGUGAUUACGUGCCGUGGAAUCUAUCGGAGAUGACUAGGGACUUUGUGAGGAGAUGUACAGAGAGGAGCCCUAGGGCUAGAGCCACUGCGGUGGAGCUCAUGAGUCAUGAGUUUGUUAGACAAAGUCUUGGGACUCCACCGCUUGAGCUGCUUCCAGUUCCUUCAUGCUUAAGUAAUGGAGUGGUUCAAGGAAGGCUCUUCUAGAAGAUAUAUGCUGGAAUGUGAUGAAGAGGGCCGUGAGAUUGCUGGUGGAGAUGAGCCGGAAAGGAAUGGUUUUUAUUUCGUUGGUGUCAAGUUAUUGUCGUUAAAAAUAUAAAAAAAAGUUAUUGUCGUUUAAUUUGCAUUUUGUUUCUUUUCUUUUUUUUUUUGGUUAAAAGCAUUUUGUUUCUUAUGUGUCUUAUUAAUAUAAACUCAUUUAGUUCACUUACAAAAAAAAAAAAUACAAACUCAUUUGGUGGCUUCAGGGGCCUAGUAGAGAAGUUCGGAGUCUUUCUCCGACCGAGCCUGUGAAAAGUUUAAGACACCUGUUUGUCUAGUGAACAACGAAGUCUCCUUUUCCUUCUUCUCCUCAUAUUUCUAUUGCUUCUCCACACGACGAAAAAUCUAGGGUUCCCGGUUUACUUUCGAUGAAGUUCUUGAGAUGGGGACUUUGGUCGUACGUGGAGACGAACCCACCGUUGUGUUGAAGAGGGAAGUGCUCUUAGAACCAUAUUUUGGGUUUUCCUCUGAUUCCAAAUAAAGGAAAUUGAAUAUUGUGGUGCAUUAGAUAGUAAAAAUUCAUGUGGUGUGUAUGUGUUGGGGUUGAAAUGGAUACAGGGCCACAAAUGAAUAAUUUUGGAUGUGUGUUAAUGUGGUUACGUGGGAGUUUAGUGAUCUGCUGAUUUAUCAGGCGUCAGAUUUUGCUAAUAGUAUAUCCCUAGAUUUUAUAAGGUCAACUAGGAUAAUAUUUCCUUCCUUGUUAGUAAUGUUGACAAAAUAAAAUUAAAAGCUACAGCAAUUUAUUUUAUUUUUUCGAAGAAGUCUGUGGAUAUUUUGUUUUCCCUCAAUUACACAAUCCAACGUGGAACAACUAGCGAAACAAAAAAAACAAUCUACAGCUUUUUACCACAUCAUCGAAUGAGUGAAUGACAUGUGGGAUACAAAGCUCAAAAUGAAAUAGUCUCUCCACCAUUCAUCACUGACUACAUCUGUUCAAGUGUUCUUGAUCUCAACCGGAAAAGAGAGUUGCGGCCUGCAAUGGUGGAAGUCAGACGGUUUUUUUUAUCUGCUUUUGUGUUUCCAUUGGGUCAUUGAUCUUUGAACUCAAAUUUAGUAAAGUCUCAACCUUCUUUAGUCUUCGCUCUGAUACGAGUGUUCCAUACAGCUUCGCAUGUCAGCUUGUAUCGAGGCACGACCCUGAUGAUGGCUUUCCGUUAAUGUGUUUCGCUCUACUCGGCUGAAGAAACUUGUUAUUCACAUAGUUUCUAGCUCUGAGAGGUGAACCAUCCAACGUUAAGUUUAAUUUUUUUUUCUUGUUCGAGGCUACAUAGCCUUUUCGGUUAUAUCUACAUGUAUGGAUCAGAUAUAAGACUUACGAGACACAAGGAUCAGCUUUUGCUUGGUAGGCACUCUGUUUAUUUUGAUAACUGAUGUCUGUUAAAAGCUCUUUGUGUCAUGUAAUGUUCAUGUUUACGGUUUUACCUAUAGAGGGUUUUAAUCCAUGAUACGUCUUUGUUACCUAUAUAUAUUUUUAAUCCAUGAUACGUCUUUGCAUCUUUCCAAAUUGAACCAUUUCCUAUUUAA
Molecule: messenger RNA, 5007 nt
Organism: Brassica napus (rape)
Lineage: Eukaryota; Viridiplantae; Streptophyta; Magnoliopsida; Brassicales; Brassicaceae
Product: mitogen-activated protein kinase kinase kinase 17-like
Exons: 1
Coding region: 2557-3429 (290 amino acids)
Biological process (GO): protein phosphorylation
Molecular function (GO): ATP binding; protein kinase activity
Source: RefSeq, a predicted model, not a curated record